Molecule: messenger RNA, 1068 nt
Organism: Penicillium riverlandense
Lineage: Eukaryota; Fungi; Ascomycota; Eurotiomycetes; Eurotiales; Aspergillaceae
Exons: 4
Coding region: 1-1068 (355 amino acids)
Source: RefSeq, a predicted model, not a curated record
AUGCCUCUAGACACGAUAUACCUCACUCGCCAUGGUCACCGCCUCAACUGGACAAUCGACUUCCGCACCGGCGAAUACAAAUCCCAAUUUCCCACGCCGACAGGGAACCCAGCCGACCCGGCACUAACCUCCCAUGGCGUGAGACAGUCGCAUGAGCUGGCUGCACAUAUUACCGCACCGGAGUUCCAUCCCAAGCCGUUUAGGGUAUAUUCGAGUCCGUUUUAUCGGUGUUUGGCGACGAUUCAACCGUCUGUUGAGGGUUUGAUGCGAAUUGCUGCUGAGCAGGGGCAUAAUGGAUCUAAAAGGAAUGGGAAAUGGGGGAUAGAGGAGGGUGCUGUGUUGGAUGUGAGGCUUGAGAAUGGACUUGGCGAAUGGUUCGGCCCAACAACAUUCUUCACGCACCCCUCCCAUCCAACUCCUUCAGAGAUGCACCUGCACUUCCCAAGCCUGGUCCAACCCCCAGAAAAAGAAACCUACACACCGCUCCUCCACCCCUCCACGCGCGGCGAAACAAUAAUCCAACUACAUAACCGCCUUGCCACAGCACUGGAGGGAAUAAUCGCCGACGUGGACGCCGAAAUCACUGCGGUAGAAGCGGAUCUCCCACCGGAGAAACGUACCAGCAAGUCGCUUUUGAUCUGCUCGCAUGCAGCGCCGCUUAUUGCUAUGGGACGGGCUCUGACGGGAUGCAUGCCGGAGGAUAGUUCUGUGGAGGAUUUUGCGGUUUUUACGGCGGGGUUAAGUACUUUUCGCCGGAGGGGUGUGGGUAUAGAUAUUGAUAGUGGGCAUGGUCAACGAGGUAAAGAGGACGAGGGGGAUCUUGCUGGGGGGACGAAGAUCCUGCGUGGAUCAACUCGUGUACCGGACUGGAUGAAUGGGCGCGGUGUUGGUGGUGGGUGGGACUGUGUCUCGAAUGGGGACUGUAGUUUUUUGAGCGGUGGUGCUGAGCGUGGAUGGCAUUUCAACGGCGAGGAAGGCUUCGAUACAGGACCUAUGGCUCCGCCAUCUGAUACAUCUUCCGUCUUGUCGUCUACCCUUGAGAGCAGUAGAUCUGGGGCCAAGCUAUAG